AUGUUAAAGGAGUUGAGCCUACCACAAGAAGAGCAUACGAAGAUCUUUGUGGAUAACAAGUUGGCAAUAGCAUUGACAAAGAAUCCAGUCUUUCAUGAUAUGAGUAAGCACAUCGAUACUCUAUAUCACGACAUUCGAGAAUCUGUUACCAGGAUGGAUGUGCAAUUAGAGUACGAGGAGUCGCCUCCUGAGUUAGCGAGAGCGAAAACGUAUGUGUGGUGGAACAUCCACAGCUGUCCAGUUCCCGAAGCCGUACCUCCCCCACCACCUUCACAACCUCCAAUUACCCCCUCUCAACCUCCUAAUCCCUCUCCUGCUGGUGUGCCUCCUCGUGCUCCAGCCCCUUCCCUUGUAGAGAAAAUCAGAGCUGCAGAAGACAAAACACUGAAACGUCUGGCGCCAGUUACAAUCUCUCCAACAAGACGGCCUCGUGUGCUGAUUCCUGACUCAGAAUUUGAAAAAGGCGCGGAGCUUCACAAAGAUUUUAUCAUCUGUUUCUACAAUGGCAAAGCUCCGCCGUUCAAUCAAAUUCAAAGUGUAUUUAACCAUCUAUGGGGCAAAGGAAAAAGGCUUGAAAUUCAUAAUAACCCUCUAAACCGAACCACCAUUGUCAGGAUCCCGAGUGAGUACCUGAGGCAAAAGAUACUGGAAAAAUGUGUGUGGUAUGUCGGUGACACCAUGUUCCAUACUGCUUUAUGGUCUAAGGUUAGGUCCUUGACAGCUCCGCCGAUAAAAACACUCAGAAUAUGGGCUCACCUCACAGGUGUGCCGCUUGAUCUAAGGCAUCAGGCUGGGUUGAGUCUGGUUGCUGGCUUGGUUGGAGAGCCCAAAGAAACAGAUGAUUUCACAAAAAACAUGGUCAGCUUAACCCUCUCUCAUGUAAAGGUGGAAGUAGACUUAACUCAACCAUUACCUUCUGUUGUUGAAUUUGAGCGUCAAAGUGGAGAGGUAGUGGAAGUUUCUGUCCAUUAUCCUUGGGUGCCUCCCACUUGUUCCCACUGUAAGGAGCUAGGCCACAUUGCGCGUAAUUGUCUCACUUACACUCCACCUGCUCAAGAUUCAGAGGAAGAUCCUCCUUCAGCCACUUCAAAAACUGCAAAAAAGAAACAAUCCAAAAUCUACCGACCUGUAAAUCCUUCUGCUGAUAACCCCACCCCUUCUACUCAACCCCCCUUGAAUGGGUCAAAGGGUUUAUUGGCUACUCCUUCAGUUUCUAUCUGCCCUGGCUGGUCCUAUUUCUCUAAUCAUUUAUCUGACCCCGAUGGACGGAUCAUUCUCAUUUGGAAAGACCCUAUCAAAGUAAGCAUACUCUCCCAGUCUCGCCAGUGUAUCAACUGCGUACUAACUGUCCCAAAUGGCCCAUCUAUCUUCUACUCGGCUGUGUAUGCUUCCAAUCUAGCUGAAGAGAGAGCUGACUUGUGGGUUGAGUUGCUUCAUACUGCGAUCAAUUAUAAUCUGGAUGCUAGCACCUGGGUUGUUGGUGGGGAUUUCAACCAAACGCUUUAUCCCUCUGAGCACUCUACCAACAAUGGCACAGUUCCUGAUAACCUUAUGUACCAGUUUCAAGAUUGCCUACUGCAAGCAGGCUUGUUCGACCUCCGGUACCUCGGCCCCUCUUUCACCUGGUUUAACAAGUGCCCCUCAUUUCCUAUUGCAAAGAAACUGGACAGGCUGCUUGUCAACAGCUCCAUGAUCUCUACUUUUCCAAAUGCGAUUGCUACUUUUCUGCCUACUCAGAUCUCUGACCACGCCCCCUGUGUCCUAGACCUAUCUUACUCCCUCCCUUCAGCCGGUACCAAACCCUACAAAUUCCAAAACUACCUCACCCGUCACCCCCAGUUUCUCCAGCUUAUGCAAAGCUCCUGGUUUCAAUCUGGAAUUGAGAGUCAUACAUUAACCCAACUUUGUUGGAAGUUGAAGUUGAUAAAGAGAGAACUUAAACACCUAAAUCGAGAGAACUUUUCAAAUAUUCAAGAAAGAGUGAGUGAGGCUAACCAUUUGUUGCAGUGUAUGCAGGUCCAAGCGCUCCAAUCACCAACUCAGGAGAAUUUCGAGGCUGAGAGAGAACUCCACUUCCGCUGGUCCUUCCUUCGCACCAUAGAAGAAAGCUACUUUAGGCAAAAAUCGAGAAUCAAUUGGCUAAAAGAGGGGGAUUUGAAUACUGCUUACUUUCACCGUAUGUGUCAGGUCCGAGCAAGCUUCAAUGCCAUUAGAGCCUUCAUCACUCUGUCUGGAUGCUUGAUAACUGAUCCUAUGGAGAUGAGCAUACACGCUGUGUCGCACUUUGGAUCUAUGCUAGCGCCUGCAGUACUCUCUCCCUCCUUUGUAUACUCGGCUCCUUCCUGGUUUGCUGAACUCACGGGGUUUCAGCUAUCUGAGUUUGAAUCUCAACAGAUGGUUCUUACGCCUUCUUGGGAAGAAAUAAAGGCUCUGUUCUUAAAGCUCAACCCAAAUAAAGCCCCUGGGCCGGAUGGGUUAACCUCUGGCUUCUUUAAAGGUGCUUGGUCAGUGAUUGGUGAUGAGACUACAAACUCGAUCCAGCAGUUCUUCUCUUCCUGUUUCCUUCCGGCUGCAGCAAACGCCACGAUCCUCUCACUUGUACCUAAGUUUCCAGGAGCAAGCAAGAUAUCUGAUUUCAGACCUAUAAGUUGUCUCAAUACGGUUUAUAAGGUUAUAUCUAGAUUGCUAGUCAAGAGAUUAAAGCGGUUCCUGCCUAAACUAAUUCUACCAAGCCAAACGGCGUUUGUCAAGGAUCGGUUGCUACUGGAGAACACUACCCUUGCCGGUGAAUUAAUAAAUGGCUACCAUCGAAACAAAGGCUCAAAGAAGAUUACCAUAAAGGUGGACAUAGCAAAGGCGUUUGAUACGCUAUCCUGGGAUUUCCUCUUCUCCUGCCUCUAUGGUUUGGGUCUCCCUCCUCUCUUCCUCUCCUGGUUGCGAGCCUGUAUAUGUACUACAAGUUUCAUGGUUGGGUACAAUGGCACGGUGAACGGUUAUUUCAAAGGGAGUAGAGGGUUAAGGCAAGGGGAUCCCUUAUCUCCUUACCUGUUCGUAAUUGCGAUGAACUGCCUUUCUCAUAUGCUCAACAAGGCGGCCGCAGAGAAUCGAGUUAAAUUCCAUGCUAAAUGUGAGAAGGUUAAACUGACACAUCUUUCCUUUGCAGAUGAUCUCCUGAUCUUUAUCGAUGGUUCUAUCAACUCUGUCCAGCAAGUACUUCAAGUCCUUCGGGAAUUUGAAAACAGAUCAGGUCUUGCAGUGAGUCUUCAGAAGACAUCAUUCUUCGCCUCUGGAAUGGAACAAGUAGAAAUUGAAAUGAUCCAAGCUUCUACUGGCAUGUCGUGUGGGUCACUUCCAUUCCGGUACCUCGGUGUCCCUUUAAACUCCAGAAAGCUUUCCAUAGCUGGCUGUGAUACCCUACUGCAACAAGUGAAAGCAAAAUUCAAUUCCUGGUCAGUAAAGACUUUAUCUUUUUCAGGACGUUUGUUGCUAAUAAAAACGGUGAUAUCGGGGAUUACCACAUUCUGGUGCUCUUCCUUCAUACUUCCCAAAGCCUGCAUAAAGAAAAUAAACUCUUUAUGUAGUACUUUCUUAUGGAAAGGAGACACUGACUCUAGAAACUCUGCGAGGGUAGCCUGGGAAACAGUUACACUGACGAAGGAGCAAGGAGGCUUAGGAGUGAAAGACUUACUAACCUGGAACAAAUCAUGUUGUCUGCGGCUUAAUUGGAAGAUCUUUUUCAGACCAGACUCUGUCUGGGUGUCUUGGUUUAAAGAAGUCAUUCUCAACGGAUCAGUCCACAACUACUGGUCUACUAAACCAAGUAGCACCUACUCUUGGCUAGUGAACAAACUGUUGAAGUUGAAAAGUGUUGUAUAUCCUAUGAUUCGUCUCCAACUGCAGAAUGGGAAAAUGGCACGAUUCUGGCAUGAUAACUGGAGUCCGUUUGGCUGCCUCUAUGACUAUCUGGGCGCUUCUGCAACAAGGCUUGGAAUACCUAUAAAUGCGACAGUGGCCUCGCUAUUAAGGGAUGGCGCUUGGAGGCUACCACCUGCAAGAUCAGAACAUCAGUUGAACCUACUCUCUUUCUUAACCACUAUCCAAUUAACUGAUGUAGAUGAUGCAUACUAUUGGGAAAUUGAAGGUACACCGAUGUUGAGAUAUGAAACUGGAAGGAUUUACCACUACCUGAGGGGCAAUAUCGAAACCGUUCAGUGGGCAUCAGCGGUUUGGUCUCCUAGAAGCAUCCCGAGGCAAUCAUUUCAUGCUUGGUUAGUAGUACUUGAUCGCACUCCAACCCGCGAUCGUCUCAUCAGUUGGGGUCUCCAAGUAAGCCACCUAUGUCUCCUCUGUAAUGCUAACUCUGAAUCAAGGGAUCACUUAUACAUGGACUGCCCGUUUAGUUUCGAUCUCUGGACUUUGAUCGCCACUAAGUGUCAACUCCUGCCCCUUCGAAACUGGUCCGCUCUCAUAAAUCAAAUGACUUCUUUGCCACCUCCAAGGUCAAAGAAGCUCCUCUGUCUCCUUGCGUGGAAAGCUGUGAUGUAUUGGUUAUGGAGGGAACGAAACGAGAGGCUCCAUGCAAAUACUUUCAGAACCAUCGACUCUCUUCUCAAAACCAUUGAUCGCCAAAUCAGGAAUCAAAUUCAAAGCUUCCGUGAAUCAAAUCCUGCUCUCUCCUCGAAGAUGAUUCAACUCUGGUUCUCGUAA
Messenger RNA from Brassica napus (rape), 4707 nucleotides. RefSeq lists its product as uncharacterized. The coding region runs from base 1 to 4707 and encodes 1568 amino acids. The transcript has 4 exons. NCBI's taxonomy places the organism in Eukaryota, Viridiplantae, Streptophyta, Magnoliopsida, Brassicales, Brassicaceae. The record is from RefSeq and is a predicted model, not a curated record. Gene Ontology annotation, molecular function: nucleic acid binding; zinc ion binding.